GGCGGGCAAGCUGCGCGGGGCAGCGGGGCAAUGACCCUGAUGGUUGUGUGACCCUUGGCCCCGGACCGGGCCUGGCGGCACGCGGGACUUUGACGUGCUCCCCCUUUGCCCGCGCACGGGGCGAUCCCGGACGGCCCCGCGCCUCCUCCUGUGGUGGCACGGGGCGGCGGGAGCCCCCGGGCGGCGGGGCUGCCCGGCGCUCGGCCAGCGGCACCGCCCGCCCCGCGUCCCCACCACGGCCCCCGGGGAGGGGCCGGCGGGCGGGCCCCGCUCCCGCCCCGCGGGGCCCGUGGGCAGGGGUGAGGGCGGCGCGGCGGGGCUGCGCCAUCCGCCGCAGUCGCCGCAUCCCGCCGGGAUGGACGGGCAGCUCCCGGGCGCCGCCGACGCAAAGAGCUUCGCCGACGAUGUGCUGCGCGUCUUCGGGGCCAACCACAGCCUGUCGGCGGGGCAGCUCUCGGCGCUGCUGCAGCGCCUGGGAGCCGCGCCCGCCCUGGGCUCGGCGCUGCCGCUCGCCCACCUGCACCACAACCAGGUACCGGCACCGCGGGGGCUCCGCCGCCACCGCCGGGCUGGGCGCGGCGCGGAGCCAGCGCCGGGCCGGCUGGGCAGCUCCGUGGUGUCCUGAGUCUCGCCGCCCUUGUUGCUUGACUAGUGAAGAAAUCUUUUCUUUGCAUGGGAUACCGAACAACAGUCACAUAUCAAAUUCCAGCUUCUCUACAAUAUGUCCUGCAGUUUUGCAACAGCUAAUUUUUCACCCAUGUGAUCAUCAGGAAAGCUUUGUGGACACAUCUAAACCACAUUCUUUGCAAGUUUGGGGAUUUGGGUUCCUGGCUGUGUCUGUCAUUAACUUGGCAUCACUUCUGGGAUUGAUUUUAACUCCUCUCUUAAAGAAGUCAUAUUUCCCCAAGGUUUUAACUUACUUUGUGGGCUUGGCCAUUGGUACUCUCUUUUCAAAUGCAAUUUUCCAGCUCAUUCCAGAGGCAUUUGGGUUUGACCCAAAAGUAGAUAACUAUGUUGAGAAAGCUGUUGCUGUAUUUGGGGGAUUCUAUAUUCUCUUCUUUGUGGAAAGGAUGCUUAAAGUGAUACUAAAGCUCUACAACAAGACUGGCCAUAAUUACUUUGAAAAUGGAGAGGACAAUCAUUCUCAGGGUAAGACUAACUUACCCAAACCACCAUCAUCCAGCAAUGGGGGCGCAUGUUACGCAAAUUCAGCUGUCAUAGAGAGCAAUGGAAAUCUUGGUUUUGACAGCAUCAGUGUGGUCUCAGCACAGGAGGAAGCCACCCAAAGCAGCUUAUGCAAGUGUCUUAAGGGGCGUCCGCUGUCAAAGAUUGGGACCAUUGCUUGGAUGGUGACAAUAAGUGAUGCUGUACAUAAUUUCAUAGAUGGCUUGGCUAUUGGGGCUUCCUUCACUUUGUCUCUGCUUCAAGGGCUUAGUACCUCCAUAGCCAUCUUGUGUGAAGAGUUUCCUCAUGAACUGGGGGAUUUUGUCAUCUUGCUUAAUGCAGGAAUGAGUACUCGGCAGGCUCUGUUUUUCAAUUUCCUGUCUGCAUGUUCCUGUUACAUUGGGCUGGCCUUUGGAAUAUUAGUAGGCAACAACUUUGCUCCUAACUUCAUCUUUGCUAUAGCUGGUGGAAUGUUCCUGUACAUCUCUCUGGCAGAUAUGUUCCCAGAGAUGAAUGAUAUGCUGCGGGAGAAAGUGACAGGAAGAAAGACGGAUCUUACAUUCUUUCUUAUUCAGAAUGCUGGUUUACUAACGGGGUUUACUGCUAUCCUGAUGAUUACCUUGUAUGCAGAAAAUAUCGAGCUGUGAAAGCGGAAUCAGGAUUGGAGACAUCAAGUAAAACUGCAAAUGGAAGACACUUGAAAACCAUACAGGGACAUUAAUUUAAUGUACUCGGUCUGGAAAUGGUGGCAAGGCCCAUCCCACCCCUCUUGCCCCAAAUACAGGAAAUUCUUCUUUAGGACUUGCAGUUGAACCAAAUAGUAGGAGCUGUCAGCUGCUGUAUCAUGAAAAAAAAAAAAAAGGUUAUAUUUUUAUUUCUACUUAAAAUUUUCAGACAGAUCUGAACUGUCACAGAGGAAGGGUGUUACUUGGCCAGUAGAAUUAUGCAAUACAUGCAACUACAUGCAACUCCAGACCAACUGAAAGCUGAGGUCUCUAAGGAAGAUGUGUAUUUAAAAGAAAAUAAUGCAGUUUCAUAUCUUUUUCUUUAACUGUGAUGAAGGCGAGCAGUUUCAAAACUGAUUAAUCUUUACAACUUUUGUUGCAGGAUUUGUCUGUGUAACAUCUUCAUUCCCCACCAAAAAAAAAAAGAAAAAAAAAAUUUAAACCAUUUCAGAGUAGGUACUAAUGAAGCUAAGAUUUUUAAUUGCUAAUUAACACUGGAAGGAAAGACACCAGUUCCUGCUUUUGAUCUUUUCUCUUUAGAAGUGCACUAGGAAAUUGUUGAUUUAUUUUGAGAACCACUUUUUUAAAUUAGAGGGAACCUGUGUUAAAUUUAUGAAUGUUUAUCAACUUCAUAGUAUUUUAGAAAGAUUGAGUACUUUAAAAAUGUUCAAGUAUUGUUUAUUCUAUGAAAAUAAUAAAGUUUUAUACUGAAGUUUCACAUAUAUCCCCAUUAAAAAUCAGGUUUUUAGUCUUACAAAGGUGAAUUUAGAAAAAACCUGCUAAAAUCAACAUUUCUGUAUGCUUUCUUCAUAAUUUGAAUGAUUUCUUUGUGUGCAGUUGGGUGGAAUGAAAUGAUAAUUAAAUAUACAAAUUCUUACCACAA
Prinia subflava (tawny-flanked prinia) is the source of this 2772-nucleotide messenger RNA. It is a transcript of the gene SLC39A8, whose product is annotated as solute carrier family 39 member 8. Gene Ontology annotation, molecular function: monoatomic cation:bicarbonate symporter activity; zinc ion transmembrane transporter activity. The coding region runs from base 405 to 1811 and encodes 468 amino acids. Gene Ontology annotation, biological process: zinc ion import across plasma membrane; intracellular monoatomic cation homeostasis. The record is from RefSeq and is a predicted model, not a curated record. The transcript has 8 exons. Lineage: Eukaryota; Metazoa; Chordata; Aves; Passeriformes; Cisticolidae. Gene Ontology annotation, cellular component: plasma membrane.